Clupea harengus (Atlantic herring) is the source of this 1590-nucleotide messenger RNA. RefSeq names its product intraflagellar transport 22 homolog (Chlamydomonas) (gene ift22). The record is from RefSeq and is a predicted model, not a curated record. NCBI's taxonomy places the organism in Eukaryota, Metazoa, Chordata, Actinopteri, Clupeiformes, Clupeidae.
UAGCAACGCUGUUGUUGACGUGAGCCAACUUAACUGUCUUUAGCUAGCUCGAGCCUUAAAUUAUAACUUUAUAGGACUAUAGGUUUUCCUACUAGCUUGUUUGCUUAUUUGAGCUGGAAAUUAGCUAGAUAUAAAUUCUCUUUGAUUGUUUUUAUCACAUUUAUUGGGCUCAUUCAGUACAUAUCGAGGGAAUUCCUUUGCGAGGUUGCAGAAUGGCUUGUUAGGUCGUGGUAGGUCGCGCCAGAGAAGCGCUAACGUACGUUACAACGUUGCAGCUAAAGUACUCACAGAUGUUUUGGUAGUAGCCUACGUCUCCUUUUCCCCUGAUAAAAUGUUCAAGACAAAGAUUCUUAUUAUCGGUCCAAGUGAGAGUGGGAAGACCGUUUUGGCCAAUUUCUUAUCGGACACAGUGGAGACCAUUGGGGGUGAUUACAGUCCAACACAAGGUGUCAGGAUACUUGAGUUUGAAUCACAGAACCAUGGUAGCGGUGACAGAGAGUCCCCGUGUGAGGUGGAACUGUGGGACUGUGGAGGGGAUUUCAAAUUUGAAUCUUGCUGGCCUGCGCUGAUGAAGGACUCCAAUGGUGUGGUCAUUGUGUUUAAUGAUGACGUGCCAAGCCAUGUAAAGGAGGUCGAGACCUGGUACUCAACAUUUGUUGCCUCACAGGGACUACGAGAGAAUCAGUGCCUUUUACUAAUCCAUCACAAGCCCGGAAGUGGAGCAAAUACUUCACCUCCACCACUGGCACCACAUCUAAGCAAGCUGCAACUCAGUCACUCUAAUCUGGAAGAGGACCCAGAGGAUGUGCGGCAGGAGUUUAGAAGAUUUUUGGGAAGUGUUGUGAAGACGAUGUCUGAAAACCGGGAACAUGAGGAAAUGUCAAUCAUCACCUGAACAGUUGAGGAGAUGACGUAACCUGCUUUUUUUUUUUUUUUACACCUGUAAAGAUGUUACAGAAAACAUUUUUGUAAACUUGAGCAGAUGUUGCCUGAGGAUAUGUACAUAUUUAUACACAAUUUGUUACCUAUAAAAAUGUUGCAGUCACCAGUAAUUGAUCAAUAAACCACUCUUUACAAAAUUCCAAACCACGUGACAGUCAAGUUGCCACAGCAAUGCAUCUUAUAACUGGAAGGAAGACAGAAUUGUUCUUAAACAGUUCAUUUCUUUAUUGUAUUAACAUAGGUUUUAACUGGACAUGGAAGGCUUGUGCAAGCACUAUAGACAAAUAACAUUGGUCAAUCCUGAAUUUAAACGUCGUAGCCAACAAUGCCUCGCUUUCCAAUGAUUUCGCCAAUGUAGAACCACAUCAAGACUUCAGUGGCCACCAACCCAUUCCUCACUGCAUCCUGGAAAAGUCACAAACAUAAAUGCAUUAAUUAAGGGUACGUCAAAUCAAGACAGAAAUUUCCUGGACAUCGAAGAAUGACAUCAAGUUUUGGGACCACAGCAAUAAGGUUGUUACUGAUGUUGCUCACAUACAAUGUGGUGGUCCCUUAAGAAAGUCAUCAGUGUAACCAAAAGGUAUAUUCAAAUGUGAGGUGAUUAAGUAUAUGGUUGCUCCAUGAUUUAAUAAAGCAAAACAGAAAUGA